Camellia sinensis is the source of this 2104-nucleotide messenger RNA. The record is from RefSeq and is a predicted model, not a curated record. Lineage: Eukaryota; Viridiplantae; Streptophyta; Magnoliopsida; Ericales; Theaceae.
UUUUCACAAACCAAAAGCUGUCUCUCUGUUUCACAUUUUUUCCCAGGCAAAGAGCCUCUCUUCGUCUGGUGAGCUUAGCAUUGUCUUCUUGAGUUGAAAGACUUGAAAGGGUUAGGCUCUCCUCACUCUCCUCCCUCACAUGGCCUAAUCUCCUUAGCCUUUCCCCUUCCUCCAUUGUGGUCUCCCCAAGAUUGUGCACAUUGUCUAUACACUUGUACACUUAAAACCCAAAUGCCCCUCUUGGUGCUUCUGUGACCAUUGAAGAGGAAGCAGCUCUCUUGAUGUCUAGUUCACUUGGAGGACUUCUCAAUUUUUUUGGGAUUUUUACAAAUUUCUGCACGGAAGUUCUCUUCCCUAACUCUCCUGAAUUCUUGCUGCCCCAUCACACCCUGCAACAACCUAACAGUGGUAUCAGAGCAUUGAAGGUCCUACAAAACAAAACUGCUAAGGUCCAAAGUCCAUAGAAUGGCAGCAAGUUCCAGCAUUACAACCUUUAAAUAUUCACCAGCCGGACUACCGAUUUUUGAAGGAGAAAAUUACGAUUUUUGGAGCACUCAAAUGAGAACCCUUUUCAAAUCAGAAGAUCUGUGGGAUUUGGUUGAAAAUAGCUACGAAAGCCCUCAAAGCCAAGAAGAAUAUUCAGCAUGGUCAGAGGCAAGGAAGGAGAAGUUGAAAGAAAAUGAGAUGAAAGAUGCCAAAGCCUUGUACUACAUUCAACAAGCAAUCAUGAAACAAUUGCUCCAAGGAUAAUGGCUGCAAUAAAAUCUAUAGAAGCAUGAAAGAUUUUGAAGAAUGAGUUUGAAGGAUCGGCGAAGGUUAUCGUUGUCAAACUUCGAACUUUAUGGAGAGAAUUUGACAAUUUGAUGAUGAAGGAAGGUGAGUCCGUCGAAAUUUUCUUUUCAUGAGUUUUUACUAUCAUUUAUCAAUUGAAGGCUUGUGGAGGUAUAAUACAAGAUAAGAGAGUAGUAGAAAAAGUCUUGAGAAGCCUUCCUACUAAAUACGAUCGUGUGGUGGCUGGCAUAAAAGAAUCUGCAAAUUUAUCAACUCUUAGUUUACAUGAACUAAUGGGUUUCCUUCAAGUGGGUGAAGAGAGAAUGAAUAGAUUUUCUGAUCAGUUAUUGGAGCAAUCUUUUCAAACAAAGAUGAAUAUGUCAGAGAAUAAGGAUGGAGGAAACAAGAAACAAAAUCAAGGCAAUCAAUUUCAGAGAGGCCAAUCUAAUUGUGGCCACAGAAGAGGAGGAAAAAGGCAUACUCAAUGGCCUGCAAGAGGUAUGUCACAAUCUGAAUCUCGCUGCAAAUUUUGCAAGAAUACUAAUCAUGGAAGCAUGGACUGCCAUUUCCAAAAAUGCACAAGAUGCAAGAAUCCUAACCAUCUUGAAAAAGAUUGUUGGUUUCGUAUAAAGGAUGAAGCUGACUUUUCAGAAAAGCGUGAAUCUUCAAACCAACAGUUCUAUCCUUACAUGAACACUCAACAAGAAGCACAAGACACAAGGUAUAUUGACAGCAGAUGCAGCAACCAUGUGACGGGAAACAAUAGCAGCUUUGUUAGCUUGGAUGAAGGAGUAAAAUCCAAAGUAAAGUUUGGAGAUGUGAAGGUUCAGAACAUUGAAGGAAAGGGCACCAUUGCUGUGCAAACAAAGGGAGCCAUGGAAGCGUCAACUUCUUCUGAGGUUAACUUUCAGAUUCCAGCCAAUUCCCACAUACCACUUUCUGUUCCAUCUGGAGAUGAAGUCGAAUCAGCCAUCUCAGGGUUUACAAGUUAAGUUAGUAGAAAAAUAUUGGGUUAAGAAGUAUUCUUAUGUGGGUUUUAUUUAUUUAUUUGUGUAGUUUUAUGUUUACAAUUUAUCUAUGAAAGGCAAAAGAAUAUUCAUCAAUGUUCUUUUUCUACUUAUUAAUCCGCAUGUGUUGUGCUCUGUGUUUCAUUUUUAUCCCAAGUCCAGACAAAGAGGGUUGUGUAGCGUGAAAAUCCACUUGAUAUCUCUCACUAGCAUUGAUCAUUCCAAAAAGACAUCACACUACCAUCAUCCAAAGAAAACUCAAUAUUUGACACAAACAAACAAAUUAAACAAAGCAGGGGAUAUCUUUCUGCAUCCUGGAUGAAUUG